AUGACGAUCAUGAAGACAAAGUCUCUUAAGAAGUUCGUCUCCAAGCUGAGAAUCUGUGGAAGUGGCAAACUCUGGGCAUGCAUCUCUAAAGAAGGUUGUUCCAUUCCCAAGGACAUACCAAAGGGUCACUUGGCAAUCUAUGUGGGGGAGGAAUGCAGCAGAUACGUCAUCGAUGUCGCGUUGCUUGAGCACCCUCUUUUCCGGUUACUCCUCGACCAAGCGGCCGAGGCUUUCGACUUCACCACCCCGGCCUCGAAACUUUGCAUCCCGUGCAACGAGAACCUCUUCCUCACCAUCCUUUGCUCCGCGACUUGCAGCCCCAAGGCCCCCCAUCCAUAG
Messenger RNA from Eucalyptus grandis, 339 nucleotides. Its product is annotated as auxin-induced protein X15-like. Gene Ontology annotation, biological process: response to auxin. The transcript has a single exon. The coding region runs from base 1 to 339 and encodes 112 amino acids. The record is from RefSeq and is a predicted model, not a curated record. Lineage: Eukaryota; Viridiplantae; Streptophyta; Magnoliopsida; Myrtales; Myrtaceae.